GCACAAUUCAACAACGCACGGCGAUGACCACCGAAAGCGCCUGGUCUCCAUCUUCGUGGAGGAAGUUUCCCAUCAAGCACCAGCCGCCGUACCCCAAUGAAAAGGAUCUGGACGUGGUCGUGGACAAGUUGAAGGGCCUCCCGCCGCUUGUCUCGGUGCAAGAAGUUGACCGACUGCGUCUUCAAUUGGCUGAAGUCGCGGAAGGCAAGCGCUUUGUUUUGCAAGGCGGCGAUUGCGCAGAGAGUUUCAGCGAUUGCCAGGCGGACAUCAUUGAGAAGAAACUGCGCAUCAUGAUGCAGAUGAGUCUCGUCUUGGUCUGGGGCGCUCGCAUGCCAACGACUCGUGUGGCACGCAUGGCCGGACAGUUCUCCAAACCUCGCUCGCAAGCAACAGAAGUCAUUGAUGGAGAACACGUGUGCACGUUCCGUGGCGAAAACGUGAACGGAUUCAACAAGGACGAUCGAACGCCGGACCCGAGCCGUCUCUUGGAAGGGUACUUCCACAGCGCUGCCACGCUCAACUACGGUCGUCUCUUGCUCGACAACGGGUUUGCCGACAUCCACGACGCCGCGAAGUGGGAGCUCGGGUUUGUCCAGAACUCUGUCCGACGUGAAGAGUACGCGCACAUGGUGGAAGCGAUCCAGGACAGUCUGCACUUUGUCCACACUUGCGGUGUCGGCGCCGACACUAGCUUGAAGACAAUGGACUUGUUCGUGUCGCACGAAGGAUUGGGCUUGGGCUAUGAAGAAGCCAUGACCCGCCAAGUCAACGGUCAGUACUACAACUUGGGCACGGACUUUUUGUGGAUUGGAGACCGCACGAGGCAACUGGACCAUGCCCAUGUCGAGUACUUUCGUGGAAUUGCCAACCCGAUCGGGGUCAAGGUCGGCCCGUCGACGCCACCUGACGAACUGGUCGAGCUCGUCCGCACGUUGUGGCCAAAUCCUGACCUCACGCCUGGGAAAAUUACGCUCAUCACGCGUUACGGCGACGACAAGGUGGAAACGCUCUUGCCCAUACAUAUUGCCGCGAUCCAGGCGGCCGGGCUCAAGGUCGUGUGGUCGUGCGACCCUUGCCACGGCAAUACGAUUACGACCCCUAACGGCUACAAGACGCGCCCGUUUGCUCGGAUUCUGUCGGAAGUUCAGCAGACUGUCAUGAUCCACCAGCGCAUGGGCAGCUACCUCGGCGGCGUGCACAUUGAGCUGACGGGCGAAAACGUGACGGAAUGCACGGGUGGACCGGAAGGCCUCAGCGCAGCGGACUUGCCCGAGCGGUACACGACGAUGUGCGACCCUCGGCUCAACUACAGCCAGAGCAUGGAGGUCGCGUUCCUCUUGGCCAAGUACCUGAAGAACCAGAACAAGGUCGCAAAGAAGUAGACGGACGGACAUUCGGUCGUUGUUGUUGUGUACUUGUUAUUAAACGGGACUCGCACCAACACGUUGACUUUACAAAUGCGACGUGGCCUGCCG
Messenger RNA from Aphanomyces invadans, 1475 nucleotides. RefSeq names its product 3-deoxy-7-phosphoheptulonate synthase. The record is from RefSeq and is a predicted model, not a curated record. Bases 24 to 1382 code for a protein of 452 amino acids. Gene Ontology annotation, biological process: aromatic amino acid biosynthetic process. NCBI's taxonomy places the organism in Eukaryota, Oomycota, Saprolegniomycetes, Saprolegniales, Verrucalvaceae. Gene Ontology annotation, molecular function: 3-deoxy-7-phosphoheptulonate synthase activity. The transcript is spliced from 7 exons.